Molecule: messenger RNA, 2430 nt
Organism: Carassius auratus (goldfish)
Lineage: Eukaryota; Metazoa; Chordata; Actinopteri; Cypriniformes; Cyprinidae
Product: zinc finger protein 813
Exons: 4
Coding region: 240-1589 (449 amino acids)
Biological process (GO): regulation of transcription by RNA polymerase II
Cellular component (GO): nucleus
Molecular function (GO): DNA-binding transcription factor activity, RNA polymerase II-specific
Source: RefSeq, a predicted model, not a curated record
CUCUGAUCUAUAUCGCUUCGAGACACACUAAAGCUAAUGUCAGGGGGAAAUCUAUUACAAACCGGAAGCUAACGAUAUUCUGAUAAAAGCCGAGGACUUCUUUCGUAACACUUUAUUUCCGGUUUUUGCACAGUAUCAAGUUGCAGAAUUUGGAAACAUAUUUUUUUUUCGGUGACUGGCUUAAAAAAAACCAGUGUUUCUUUUUUCGUGCAUGCUCACAAAAAAUCGCGAGUCUUAAGAUGUCAAAAUCAAUAUCAUUUCGGUUGCAAGUAAGCUCCAUAAUGGAGAUAAUGACCAAAACGGCUAUUGAAGAAAUAUGCAAAAUUGUUGACAGCGAUUUUGCGUUUUUACGACAAGAACUGUCUCGGGUCAUGGGUGAAAAUACGGUUCUUAAAGACCAAAUGCUCUGUCUCGGGAGCGAAAGGCAUGAAGAAAGCACGCGCAUCACAAAGGAAGAAGCGCGCGCUGGCUCAAAAAUAUAUCGUUCUAUUUGCGUUCAAACCGAAGAUGGAGCGCAGCCCUCCAUCAAAGGGAUAUUUGGAAAGGAGUGGUGUUCCAGUUUGUGGGAUCGGAGGAACGAGUCCAGAGAAGACGAGCUGGCGAUCGAUGUCGACCUGUACAGUGUGUCGCCUCAUGAGCACAAAGAACAAGAGCAAUCCAACCUGGUCAUAAUCAAAGAAGAGUGUUUUGAGGUGGACACUUACCCCAGUUAUACAGGGAAAACACCGCUAGCUUCAAGAGGACAGCCAACAUCUUCUGUAUAUGAGCCUCUGGCACACUUAAAAAGUUUUGAUAGCCACUUUGAGUCUGGUGAAUUUUCAGAGCUAUCGGAAACACAAAACACAUCCUCUGAUUCAUCAGACAAACACUCUAGGAAAAACUAUAUUGAUAAUGCUGUCGACCAGUUAAUAGCACCAAUAGAGGAUCCAUUGGAAUUUGAUGGUCACUCUAUACUCAACCAAUUUUCAGUAGAACAUAAUAGUGAGUUUUCCUCUGAGAUUCAGGAGGAUGAAGAAGCACAGGAAAUACAUGAGGAUGCCGCAACCAUGACAGAACAUUGCCAAAAGAGAGUCAAGGUGCAGAAACCGCCAAACAACUUCAUUUGCUACGACAGCGGGAAGGUGUUUCUUCGGCAAAAUACUGCCAAAAAGCGUCUCAGAAAACAUCGAUUUCCAAAGUUGAAACCAAGCGAAAAGUUCCGUUGUGAGGUCUGCGGGAGAUGCUUCCAUUCCAACACCAAUCUCACCAUUCACUAUUUGGUCCACACAGGGGAACGGCCCAAUAAAUGCAGUUUUUGUGGAAAAGGCUUCUCCCAGAAAGGAAAUUUACAAGCUCAUGAACGCAUCCACAGAGGAGAAAGACCUUUUGGUUGUGCCACCUGCGGAAGGAGUUUCACCCAGAAAGUUAGCCUGCGUAAUCACGAACGUAUCCACAGAGGAGAACGACCUUUUACUUGUAUAACCUGCGGAAAGGGUUUCACCCAGCAAGUCACCCUCAAACAGCACCUCGUUGUCCAUGACAGAACGGGUAAACAAGUCAGGAGGAAAUCAAGGAAAAAUCACCGUGAUAUAAGUCAUAGCUUUAUGUAGCAAACGUUUUUUUGUUACUUCUAAAUUUGAGAUCGCAGUAGCUGUUUAAAGGGAAAUACAAACAGUGGAAAUGUGAGGUUGGAGCACCUUAAAAAGAAUGUCUCUUUGUGUAAUACUGUAGUAGAUAGUAGCAGAAAUAUAUAGUCUGGUAUGGCUGUGUAUAACUCAGUGAUGUAGUUGUUGUCCCACCAACUAAUCUGUUUCUUCUGUUAAACCAAAAGCACGGCCUUUAAUAUGGUCGUUUACAUCUGGGGCCCGUUCUUCGUACCUUGCUUAAUACAUCUGAGAUGAUUUGAAAGAUGCAAGAUCUUCUAAUGGUGAUAACUGAUCUCUGGCUUAUUUGGUUUUUCAAAUUAAUUCUGGAUUAAAUUGUCUAAGAUUACUGCACGUUCUCAUGUUCCCAGAAAAGGGCAGAUGUAUCGUUUCUCGUAAACCACGAUCAGCAAUGUAGCGAUUGGUUGGCGGCAAGACAGUGUCAGUUCUGCUUAAAAUAUGCAAUCUAAUCUUGUUUACAUGAAAUAAAACUAAUCCAGAGCAGGUUUAAGUUUAGGGAUCUAAACAAAACAAUCCAAGAUCAAGCGAUGACGUCAAUAAUCAAAUCCAGCUAAAUGGGUUAGCGAUGUACGAAGAAGAGACCCCGGGCUAAACUUUGAAGUAUUUUGAAACAAGUCUCUUCUGCUUUCAAAGGCUGCAUAAAUUUGAUGAAAACUACAGUAAUAUGUUGAAAUAUUAUUAUAAUUAACAAUAUCUGUUUUCGAUAUCCAUAUAAUAAAUAUUUUUAUUUAUUUCUGUAAAAUCAAAGAUGAAUUUUCAGUCUUCAGUAUCACAUGAUCCUUUUGAA